Molecule: messenger RNA, 3742 nt
Organism: Spirometra erinaceieuropaei
Lineage: Eukaryota; Metazoa; Platyhelminthes; Cestoda; Diphyllobothriidea; Diphyllobothriidae
Source: the annotation of a GenBank genome assembly
AUGACGUGCAGAAGGGACAUUCAGCUUUUUACUACUCGCGGCUCAAAUGACAAUCGUCUGCUGCUUCUCCGCACCUGCGCAGAACAUCGCCUUAUCCUAAAGAACACCUUCUUCUGUCUGCCGGAGCGAGAGAAGGCCACCGGGAGGCAUCCUCGGUCGCGCCAGUGGCACCUGCUGGACUACGUCCUCGUCCGGAGGCGAGAUCAGCGGGACGUGCUGGUGAUGAAGGCGAUCGCGGGUGCUCACGGGUGGAUCGACCAUCGCCUCGUCAUCUCGAAGAUGCGUAUUCGCCUACAGCCUCGCAGGAGACCACAUGGUAAACGACCCCAGGUAAAGUGAAUGUUGCCUUGUUGUCUUUGCCCGCUCACCAUCUUCAUUUCAUCAAUGAGAUAGCUCAAAGGCUAGACAACCUUCCUAUCGCUGCUGCCGACGACGCUGCCGCCGCCGAGAACGCCUCCGUGGAGAACCGCUGGUGUCAACUGCGAGACACGGUCCAGUCGACGGCGCUCGCCGUCCUUGGUCGUGCUCCCCGACAACACCAGGACUGGUUCGACGACAACGACGCCGCCAUCAGAAAUCUGCUUGCUGGGAAGAACCGCCUACACAAAGCCUUCGUAGAUCACCCCACUGAUGCCACCAAAGCUGCCUUCUACCGCAGUCGCCGCCAACUGCAGCAACGAUUGCGCGAGAUGCAGGGCGCCUGGACUGCUCGCAAAGCUGAGGAUAUCCAAGGGUACGCGGACCGCAAAGAAUGGAAGAACUUCUUCUCUGCGAUAAAGACUGUCUACGGUCCGCCGACGAAGGACACUGCCCCUCUCCUCCGCGCCGACGGCAACACUCUCCUGACUGAGAAGACACAAAUUCUACAGAGAUGGGCCGAGCAUUUCCGAGGCGUCCUCAACCGCCCCUCCGUCAUCUCCGACGCCGCCAUCGAGCGUUUGCCGCAAGUGGAGACAAACGUGGACCUCGACCUCCCUCCAUCUCUCCAGGAGACCAUCAGGGCCGUGCAGCAGCUCUCCAGCUGGAAAGCGCCCGGAUCGAACGCAAUCCCUGCUGAGGUCUACAAGCAUGGAGGUCCCCAACUGAUGGAUCACCUGACUGAGCUCUUCCAAGAGAUGUGGCGUCAAGGUGAAGUCCCACAAGAUUUCAAAGACGCAACCAUCGUGCAUCUCUACAAGCGCAAAGGGAAUCGCCAAGUCUGCGACAAUCACCGCGGCAUCUCCCUGCUGAACAUCGCCGGGAAGAUCUUCGCUCGCAUCCUUCUCAACCGCCUCAAUAACCACCUGGAACAGGGCCUUCUGCCGGAAAUCCAAUGCGGCUUCCGUCGUCAUCGUGGGACAACGGAUAUGAUCUUCGCCGCCCGCCAACUUCAGGAGAAGUGCCAGGAGAUGCGGACCCACCUGUACUCUACCUUCGUGGACCUGACGAAAGCCUUCGACACGGUGAAUUGUGAAGGACUGUGGAAGAUCAUGCAGAAAUUCGGCUGUCCGGAGCGAUUCACUCAGAUGGUGUGUCAGCUGCACGACGGUAUAAUGGCGCGAGUCACGGACAACGGAGCUGUCUCAGAGGCAUUCGCAUUGACCAACGGAGUGAAACAGGGAUGCGUGCUGGCACCAACCCUCUUCAGUCUUAUGUUCUCUGCCAUGCUAAUGGACGCCUACCGCGACGAACGCCCCGGGAUCCGCAUCGCCUACAGGACGGACGGUCACCUCCUGAAUCAACGGCGGAUGCACUUCCAAUCGCGCGUAUCCACAACCACCGUGCACGAACUCCUCUUCGCCGACGACUGCGCCCUGAACACCACCUCGGAAGAGCAGAUGCAACGGAGCAUGGACCUGUUCUCCGCCGCCUGCGAGAACUUCGGUCUGGUCAUCAACACACAGAAGACGGUGGUGAUGCACCAACCGCCACCCAAAUCAGCCACAGCCCCCAACGCGCCGCCGCAAAUCAGCGUGAAUGGGACCCAACUGCAAGUGGUGGAGAACUUCCCGUACCUGGGCAGUACCCUCUCGCGCAACACCAAGAUCGAUGACGAAGUCGCCAAAAGGAUCUCGAAAGCUAGUCAAGCCUUCGGUCGCCUCCAAAGCACAGUUUGGAAUCGCCACGGUCUUCAGCUGAGCACGAAGCUGAAGAUGUACAAGGCCGUCAUCCUGCCGACACUACUGUAUGAAGCGGAGACUUUGACGGUGUACGCAAAGCAGGCACGUCGUCUGAACCACUUCCACCUCAGUUGUCUUCGUCACAUCCUGAAGCUAAAGUGGCAGGAUCGAAUCCCCGACAAUGAGGCAAAUGCAGCUGCGCUGGAGCGGCCACCUGGUGCGCAUGGACGACGAGCGACUACCCAAACGACUCAUCUACGGAGACGUCGCGACGGGUUCUCGUCGUCAAGGAGGCCAAAUUCGCCGUUACAAGGAUACCCUGAAGUCCUCCCUGAAAUACCUGCAAAUCAACCCCACCAACUGGGAGGAGCUCGCUUUCGAUCGACCGACAUGGAGGAGCACAGUGAAGACAGGCGUUGCGAUCUACGAAACCAACCGCAUCGCCGCCGCCAAAUCGAAACGCGAAGCUCGCAAAUCACAAAUUCGCCCAGUAAGCAACACCGCCGCACAACCGCUUCCAACGUGUCCUCGAUUUCAACGGACAUUCCGGGCUCGAAUCGGACUUGUUGGACAUCUUCGGAUCAACUGCGCCUCUCGAACGGCACCAACCAUCGUCCCCCCGUCCGCCUCUUCCUCCUCCUCUCCGCCGCCAACUAACCUUGACAAUUCUUCUGACCCACCACUUCCAUCAUCAUCAUCAUCAUCAUCAUCAUCAUCAUCAUCAUCAUCAUCAUCAUCAUCAUCAUCAUCAUCAUCAUCAUCAUCAUCAUCAUCAUCAUCAUCAUCAUCAUCAUCAUCAUCAUCAUCAUCAUCAUCCUCGCCCACUGCUCCAACGGCGGCCGCUCAGGUGACUGUCCCGCGCACAGCAACCGACACUACCACCACCUCGCCCGACUCCCGGGAUGAGAAUCACGACUACACCUGCCCUCAUUGCGACCGUACCUUCAACACACACAUCGGCCUGGUCGGUCACUUGCGAAUCCAUCGACCAGAUCCUGGCAAACCAGUGCGUGAAGCACCAACCUACACUCACCGCACUCGCCUCCACUGCCCACACUGCCCUCGCACCUUCAGGCAUCGCAUGGAUCUAUUCGGCCACAUGCGCAUCCACGAGAGCGGCCUUGACCGUACUCCCGACACACCCACCACAUCCACCGUGCACAGCCCCACCCUCGUUACAUCCGUCCGCGUCACCACCAUCACCAACACCACCGCCUCCUCUGCAGCUUACACUGACAACGCCGACUUCUCCUGCCCACACUGUCCACGCACAUUCACCUCACGCAUCGACCUGGUCGGUCACUUGCGAAUCCAUCGCACAGAGACUGGUAAACCAGUGCCUGGAGCACCAAACUAUACCCACCAAACUUAUCUCAACUGCCCACACUGCCCUCGCACUUUCAGCCAUCGCAUGGGCCUAUUCGGCCACACCACACAUUCACUCACUCCCUACCUCCUCCACCACCACCACCACCACCACCACCACCACCCCACCAGAAAUCAACACUCACACACCUCAUGCACCCAUCUGCCACCUCCCACGCAAGUGGGAAGUCCGCGUCUCGACUCGGUCCCCAUGCGGCUUCGGCUGCACGGGUGACUUGAGUCCGAGACUAUCCCGAUACGUCAAGCGUUGUGGAUAG